Alternaria rosae is the source of this 1634-nucleotide messenger RNA. RefSeq lists its product as uncharacterized. Lineage: Eukaryota; Fungi; Ascomycota; Dothideomycetes; Pleosporales; Pleosporaceae. Bases 253 to 1575 code for a protein of 440 amino acids. The record is from RefSeq and is a predicted model, not a curated record. The transcript has a single exon.
AGGCCAUCUGUCAGCACGGCACGCGACGGUAAAUGUUUGGUACGGUACAACUCCACCCACCACACAAAUCCCACCCACACGUACCCCACGCAACGCGACGCCGCCCGCAGAUCGACACGGGACGUGGCGUACGAUCGGCCAUUGGUUACAGAUCUCAACGGCUGCGUUUUCAUUUUUUUGCUUGUCGUUCUGUUUCGUUUCUAAAUUCUACCUUUACGUUGUUGCUUCUCCAGUGUGCGUCGCAGGUCCGCCAUGCGUCUGUACGCUUUUGGUGUGAAACACGAGGGUGCUCGCCCUGGGGUUAGUGCGGGAAGGUGUAUUUUGCAGGCACGGAGCAUCAGAGUGAUUUGGGUGGGGUGGUGCGACGCUGUGAUCGCUUGCAGCAACAAUGAAGAUGGAGAUGGGGUUGGAGCUGGAGUUGGACAGCAAAAUAAGAAUGGUGGUGGUAAAGUUGGUGUUGGGGAACCACGGGUUCGGGAUCUCAUGAUCAUGUACAUGGGCACAGGCCUUACGGCUGCUCAGAAAGAAUACUUGAUGAGCGAUAGCGAUCUGAAACGAGCGCUUCCCUUCUCUCCAGAUCGCGAUAAUGGAAGCGAGGUCAUCUUCUUUGGUAGCACGAUGCAUGAUGGAUUGAGGGGGUAUGUGUUGACUGUCAAGAGCGGGGAAGAUGCCCGGGACGCUGCGGAUCAGAAAGUCGUCUUGUUUGGUACCGAUGCUGAGAUCGAGGAUACUGGUGUACCAGACGUACAAGUUUUCGGUGUAAGCGAUCAGGUUGAGAUCGUGAAGGACGUGAAGAUUGGGAGUGAGGGGCAUGUGCUUGUUCACGUUGAGCUACGUUCCCGGGGUGUGGACUCGGUGUUGCGGUUCAACGACUUUGCGGCUUUGCGGCGUUAUCUUGAGGCCGGUGAGAUGGGUGAGGGGACCGGAGCAGCGGUCCUUCCUUACGAGCUUCGCGAUCCUCCGCUGUGCGUUGUGAAUGCUACGACGAUGACUGCGCUAGACGUCGAUAUGCACGUUUGGACAGAGACAAGGGAUCCGAGGUAUUCGAAGUGCUUGGGCCGGCCGUACGAUGGCACUUUAGACAUUGCGCCCGUGCCAUAUCUCGAGGAAACCUACGUCACGAAGGUGGCCUCAGGCGGGUAUAUGAGCGCGGCCUUGAGCUCGGACGGCGAACUCUUCUUAUGGGGUCAGGCAUGUCCUGGGUCAAAUGAAGAACUGGACGUGCUGAAUGGCAAUGCUGAAACGAGCGCACUGGUAACAGGCAUCACUAUCGAUGACGAGCAAGAUGAGUUUGUCAAGUGCUUGGACGUUCGGAUAGAUGGUCAGAACGCAGAGGCGUAUGAUGUAGCGGUUGGCCAUGGCCACAUCUUAGUGGCAGCCCAAACGUGUAAGACGGAAGGAAGAGUCAAAAGAGUUUUGUUCGCGGCGGGAGACAACAGCAGGGACCAGCUGGGUCUAGCAAUGGAUGCAGAUUCCAAGAAGAGAUUUGAAGACGUCACAGCUUUGCGGGACGAGCGAAUCAUCCAGUUGGCGGCAGCUGGAUGGUCCACUUAUGUUGUGACACUCGAAGAAUAACUAUCUUAUAUUAUCAGAUUUAUAACACCCAGGGAGGUAUCAGACUAGGUGUGCGGGGC